This is a messenger RNA of Caenorhabditis briggsae, 1470 nucleotides long. It is a transcript of the gene Cbr-del-3, whose product is annotated as Protein CBR-DEL-3. NCBI's taxonomy places the organism in Eukaryota, Metazoa, Nematoda, Chromadorea, Rhabditida, Rhabditidae. Gene Ontology annotation, biological process: sodium ion transport. Gene Ontology annotation, cellular component: membrane. The transcript is spliced from 7 exons. The coding region runs from base 1 to 1470 and encodes 489 amino acids. Gene Ontology annotation, molecular function: sodium channel activity. The record is from RefSeq and is a predicted model, not a curated record.
AUGUGGCUCCGCGGGAUCUUCGGCGGAGUUUUCUUCAUUUUUCUUCUCUGCUCCUGUACUGCUCUAUUCGUCCUGCAUAGCCUUUAUUUCAUUUUUCGAACUGCUUCUCAAACUGAAAAAACCGAAACUAAAACCGUCCACGAUGACCAGCUUUUCAUCCCAGCGCUCAUUAUCUGCAAUCGAAUGCCAUUCUCCCAAGAUGGCCUCAACAAUGUCAACGUCAACCUCCGCCAGGAUUCUGCUCUCCGUUAUCUUCUAGAAUGGACGAAUCCUUCGCUUCGAGAAGCCGCAGACUACACCCCACCAGCUGCCGACUUCAUGAACCAAGGCCAGAAUACAGUACUACAGUAUAUAACUCAAUCGACGCGGAAUCAAACCAUCCAGAAUAUGCAAUAUCAGUGUCAAUCCGUUAUCAACUCGUGUAGCUAUCAGGGAAUUCAGUUGUCGAGCUUUGAUUGUUGUCGAAAUUUGCUUUCAUUGAUUCCAAGUGUAAAUGGACUGUGUUGGGUUUGGAGAGAUUCAACAAUGUGGCAGAAUUCCACAGGAAUCAAUCGCCAGUUUUCGAUCACUUUCCAAAUGACCCGAAACUCCUGGUUCUCCACAUUCGUCCCCACGCAUCCAGGUGUAGACGUCUACCUUCGCGAAGACGGAAGUGACGUCAUGCGGAUGGCCACAGAGCUGGAGAAUCCGAUUCGGUUGCAAGAUAAACGAGGUGUCAGACUUCAGAUGAGAAAAACUAAAAAAGCUGACAUUCGUAGAACAUCGUGUGGCUAUGCCCUUGGAGACGCCCGAAGAAGUGAUGUGCACGCAUUCAAGAACAACCAUACCAAUUAUCUAAUGUGCAAUAUGAUGGUGGCAAUGAGAUACUGUAAUUGCCAUCCGCUGAUGGCUGAGCUAUUGCAUUAUGACCCUUCCUCGUUUAGAGACUUCCUGCUGCGUGUCAGCCAAACCAAUGUUUGUAGUGUGGACGCUUAUGACAACUGUGCCAGGAGAUACAUCGACCUAACCAGGGUUGAAAAUUGGGAUGAAGAUAUUCCAAAGGACCUUCCAGGCUACGAGGAUGCCAAACGAUGCAGGAAUGAUAAUCAGAGAAGCUGCUUGAUAACAAGUUAUCCGGGAACAAUUGAAGGUUAUGAUCUACCAGAGGAGUAUAGAACGACUCAGGACUAUGUCUCUCGCCUUGUCCUCGAGUACUCCACGAUGCGCACCACGGAAAUUCUAGUGUCCAAGGACCCGAACAUUUAUGAGCUACUCAGUUUCAUUGGUUACAAUAUGGCACUCUGGUUUACAGUCGGACAUAUUCUAUGGUCCAUGUUCUGGUACGCGACUGGUUUGUGUUGUCCAAAACGAACUACAAAUCGAAUUAUGCCGAUUGUGAGCCGAAAACGAAGUGUUUCUUCCCCGGAACCAAUUAUUGUCGAGCAUCGACCUAGUCAAUCGGAAGAGGCUGGAAAUGCGGGGGAGACUUAA